CCGAGCGGUCGAGACGUGCCUCGUCGAUCCUCUCGGAAAGAGAGAAGCGUGGGGUCCGCGCUCGCGAUCGUCACCGCUGGUCUCUCCGCAGGCUGGGUAAUAUCUCGGACCGUUAAUAGGAGCUUACGAUUCGAUAUCGGCUCGUCAGCUCGAAAUCGCGGAAGAGCAUUCUCGACGAGGGUCGAGCGGGACAUCGGAGGAUCUCAUAGAAAGUAACGCAACCGUCUCGCUGCGACAUUCUCGUCGCAAGGAGGACGACAAGAGAAGUAGGAUACACGACUGUGAUCUACAUGACAUGUAAGCAUCUACGAGCUAGGAAUAAGAAGAAGAGCACACACACCGUGCCCCUGUACACGCACUUUACACGCUAACGAAGCUGCGGGGUCAGCGUCUCGCUGGAGAACCGGAUUGCGCGAUCCGCUGGAGGAGCCGCUGCUUCAGCUGAGAGAUCGCGGUCGCUCCCGGUGGAUGAUCUCGUUCGGCGCAGAUUCAGCCGGAGAACAAUGGAGCGAUCUCGGGCGCGAAGUGCUUGUCAACGGGUGCAUCGAUACAGAUAGUAGGAGGACUUGAUCGUGACCGGCACUUCCUCCAGACGAUAUUCGGCCCGAUAUUUCCCGUCCACGGGGCAUUUCAUGAUCGCAUUCCCCAUGAGAAUAACUAGCCUCGCUGUCACCGUAGCGAUCACCGUCACGUCGUCCCACCUGUUUGCGCCCGCAACGUUCCGUAACAACGUCACCCGAGAAAGAGUGCCAGACUGUGAUAUUACCCGGUGAUAGAGAACUCGCCUUAUAAUCUACGUUUUUACCUCAACGUACUCAAUGUUCGCGUAUCGAUUGAGUGUGAUCGUGACCCUGGUCCUUGCUGUGGUGUUUCUUGUGCCAGAAUCAGGAAAUGCACAAUCCGACAGCAGCUAUCAUCAGCUGGGCACGAGGAUGUCCGUGGAGGUGCCGCAGAGAUAUUGCGGCAGAAGGCUGUCCAAUAUUCUACAGACAGUUUGCACGGGCGUGUAUAAUAACAUGUUCAAGAAAAACGUUCAACAGGAGGACAGUAAAAUCCAACGUUCCAUCGAGGCCGGCACCAGGCGCAGUAAUAUGUUUUCAGGAUUGGAAAUGUCCGACUAUCCGAUCAAUUACGAGAGACCUUCUCUUUUUAUGACUGGGAUGGGGGCAACCCAAUUCAUAAAUCGUUACCAUGGCAGCCGCGUCCGAAGGCAAAGGGGUAUCUACGAAGAAUGCUGCCUCAAUGGGUGCACAGUGCAAGAAUUGACCACUUAUUGUGGUCCGUCACAAUAGUCGGUUUGUCGACAUUAAAUGCGUUCGGAGAUCGGUAAUUCUUCGACUUCCGCUUUAUCACUCGAUCACCAUGCAAAACCGGAUAUUUCAAGAUGAUACGCAUAUCUACAUAUACACACAUACACAUGCCGAUUACAAAUAGCAGAUUACGAACACACACGUACAUAAAUACACGUUAGAAAACUUACCGGCAAUCGUUUCAUCUCGCUCACGUUGAAAAUUAAUUCGUCAUAAUAACAUAUAUGUUUAUUGUAAUCGCGAAGAAAUUAAUCUUGUUGAUGCACGAUCGUGUGUAGAAUUGUAUUUUUUCUUUGAUUUCACGAGAGAGAAAGAAAGUGAGGAAAUAGUGAAAGAAAAGAAAAGUUUAUUUAAAUUACCGAUAUCCAAAUUACGAUAGCGAUUGUAAUCGUAUCGUCGAUGCAUAGUCAUCAUUAACACCGUUGGUCGAGCUACUUUCGCACGCGUGACCACGGGGACCCGCGCGUGAUAGAGCGUAAGAUCCAUUCUCCAUCGCGAAUGAAUUUUGGCGGGGACGAAUUCGCCUGAAGCGACGCGAUCUCUCAGAUCGGAUCGCGGUCGAAUGCGUGGCCGAUAAGAGAGACUUUCGGCCAAUGGUAGCGGUGCAUUGCGUUCCCCGAUACUGGUGAGCGAUCUACGUCGUGUACGAGCUUUAGUACGUACGCUCAGUGUCGUCCGGUGCUUCAUCGGGCACCGUCCUCGGUGCUUUCCCGAUCCCCCGAUCGCGGAAUCGCGACCAAGUGGGCGCCUCGCGCGAAGACCGGCCGCGACAUGCGCGCGACGGUGAAUAAAUCUGGUCGCUUGGUCUCAUCGCGAUGCCCGGGAAAGCCCUGACCUUCGAUUACUUCUGAGGAAUAUCCAUCUCGCUUCCAUCUCAGGACAAGUCAGAUCGACGAGGACCACGGGAGAAAUCGCCGGUGAUCGGUGAGAAGGACAAGAUGGACAGAGCGAACGGCCGGUGCAAUGGUAAGACUUUCGAUCCUUUACCCAAGCAUGAAAUUGAAGCAUGAUUUGCGGGACCAAAGAUUGGUCUCGUAAUUUCCCCCAAGUCCGCUUCACUUCGUGUCGAACGUUCGCACCGAUCCGAAUCCGUUGGCCGAUCUCUAUGCGUUCCAAUGUCCGAAAUUCUUUUUCACUGUAUAGCAAAUAUUACGUACUUGUUAGAUUGUCAGGUAAUUCCCCGGCCCCCGUUUCAGCUCUCUGGGAACACAUUAGUUUCAUUCAGCUGCAAUGUUUCCAGGUAAAACUGCAGGAAAACCCGUGCCGCAGUCUCUAACGCAUUACGUAUGAGACGACAUCGUUUGGCAUUCACAAAAGAAUGUGCUAUCGCAACGGAAAAGAUAUUUUCAAAAGGCGCUAUGUAAAUGAUAAAUCGUGGUUUAAAUGUCUAUUAAACACAACAUAAAUAGUGUUGUAAAUUCCUAAGUCGUGACUGACACAACGCAACAAAGGCGAAGUAAGAAAAUAUUUUGCCACGAACUCGUUAUAAUAACAACAUAUCCGUAACUUUUGUCUAUUAGUAAUAUAUCUUCGCAUACUGAUUUACGAUAGAUUAUUGAAGUAAUGAUGGUUGCGCGCAAUAGACGAUUCUUGGGGAGCUCGUAACUCAAAUCGUAUAUUAAUCGCCGGUCAAUAAUACAUAGAAUGACGGAUAUUAGUACGUAAUUUUUAGUCGUAUUUUCUCGUGAGGAUAAA
Dinoponera quadriceps is the source of this 3005-nucleotide messenger RNA. RefSeq names its product LIRP-like. Bases 819 to 1292 code for a protein of 157 amino acids. Gene Ontology annotation, cellular component: extracellular region. The record is from RefSeq and is a predicted model, not a curated record. The transcript has 3 exons. NCBI's taxonomy places the organism in Eukaryota, Metazoa, Arthropoda, Insecta, Hymenoptera, Formicidae. Gene Ontology annotation, molecular function: hormone activity.